CGACGACGCCGCGAUACUCAAGCUCAUCUAGAUUUCCAAGAAACAACUAAGAGAAGGUUUCCAAUACGUCAACACAAUUCACGAGGAUAAACGGCCUAGUCACGAGCAUUGUACAUUCUAAUCAGUGGAUUCUCUACCUUGUAUUGUUCACACGCUGUGAUUCCUGCAGUCGAGCGAUCCCAUAUAAUCACUCCCUUCCCGCAGUACCUUGUAACUCUGCUUUGUUUAAUUAAAGAAGAUCAAGAUAUGCACAAAGGCUUAUCGAAACAAGUCAUCUUUUUCCCUACAGCCCGCCACGUUGAUGCCGCGUUCCACGCACUGUCAAAUAUCAAAGGUCCCUCAACGCUCGCUUUAAUGCACUCCCGGUUGUCCCAAAAAGCGCGUGAGCGCAGCUCUGACAAGUUCCGGGCUGAGAGCAGCGCAAUUCUGCUUUUGAAUUACACUCUCACGCAAACAUCAAUGUCAUGUAUCUCCGGCCUCGUGGUCAAUCAAGUUUUGGACAUCACGACCGGUGAGAAAGGGACAAUGAUCUCAUUGAAGCAAGCCUAGGUGCUUUCCGCUCACACAGGACUCGGAUAUGCCAUGCUCCGCGAUGG
Messenger RNA from Desarmillaria tabescens, 596 nucleotides. RefSeq lists its product as uncharacterized. The record is from RefSeq and is a predicted model, not a curated record. Lineage: Eukaryota; Fungi; Basidiomycota; Agaricomycetes; Agaricales; Physalacriaceae. The transcript has a single exon. The coding region runs from base 247 to 549 and encodes 100 amino acids.